UUUAAGGCUCACUGAAUACAGUGGUGUUAAAGACCAAGGCAAGGGCACGAAAACGAAUUAUAAAUAAAAUAAAGGAUUUGACACCAACUGGUAAAAUUAUAUAUAAAGAAUACCAGAAAGCCAAAGACGAGGCUAACUUUCUGAAGAGAGCUCGAAGAGCUUUAAAAUUCAGCAAGGACAAGUCCUUUGAAGAAUUAACCAAGGAAAUGAAUCCAUUUGCAAAAACUAUUAUGAAAAUGCAAAUUAAUUUAUGCUCCAAAAGUAAAAAAGGGCGACGAUUUACUGAGGAAGAAAAAUUAAUAGCAUUGUCCAUAAUGAAACAAAGUCCUAAGUGUUACAGAUUUUUACACAAAAUUUUCGUCUUGCCCUCACGAUCAACUCUAAAUAAAAUGGUUGCAAAGCUCUCUAUUGGACCAGGAAUUUGUCAACAAGUGUUUGGCUUACUAAAAAAAGAGGUUGCUACAUGGGAUGAGAAAAAAAAAAUUUGUUCAAUCAUCUUCGAUGAGAUGUCAUUAGACACUGCUUUAACCUACGAUAAAAACAGAGACUGCAUCAAUGGCUUUGUAGAGUUAAAUGAAAAGCAGAGCCAGUUUGCCGACCAUGCACUUGUUUUCAUGCUCAGAGGAGCGGUGUACAAGUGGCAGCAACCCAUUGCCUUUUAUUAUUGUCAGGGGGCCACAUCAGGGACUGAGCUUAAAACAAUUCUAAGAGAUGUUGUGGCUGUUCUCGUGGAAUGUGGUCUGAAGCCUAUUUGUGUAAUUUGCGAUCAAGGCACAUCUUUCCAAGCAGCCUUGAAAAGCUUUAGAGAGGACACUAAGCGUGAUCAAAUACUUUCAGAUCAAGAACCAGAUGGCUCAGUUACUAUCAGCGGGGUUAACCUGAGUAUUAUUUAUGACCCGUCACAUUUGAUUAAAGGAAUUAGAAAUAAUUUCUUGAAUAAGAACAUAGUCAUGGAUGGUAAAACAUCCAAGUGGACUGAUAUUGUGGAUGUCUAUGAAACUGACUGUAAACACACAGAGUCUAGACUCCUUCAUAAAUUGAAUGACCAACAUGUCAUUCCUGAAAAAAUCAAGAAGAUGAAAGUAAAGAACUGUGUCAAAGUGCUGAGUUCAACAGUAUCUGCAGCUUUAUCCUAUACAGCUCAAUUUUCACACUAUGCAGAUGGCAGGCCUGUUAGUGGCACGAUAAAGAAUACUGCUGAAACAGUACUGUUUUUCGACAGACUUUUUGAUAGCGUGAAUGGAGCAGGAUCUGCAAAAGAAGCCAGAGGGAAAUUAAGAACUGUAGUAACAAAAAAAUCACCACACCAUAAAUUUUGGCCAGAAGCAAUUAGGAAAUUGGAAAAUUUGAAAUUUGUUGAUUCUGUAGGGAAGGAAAAAUCGGUGCCCUCAGUAAAAAACUUUAUUAUAACCUUAAAAAGUUAUAUGAGGCUGUGGCAAAUUUUGCAUGGACAAGAUAUAAAAGUGAUGCGGCCCAGAUAUUUUAAUUCUGAUCCAAUCGAAAAUUUUUUUGGUCAGGUAAGGGCCUACAAUUAUAGGAAUAAUGAUCCAAAUUGCCACAGCUUCAAUUGUACAUUCAAAUCAUUAUUGAUUACCAGAUUUAUAAAAUUUCACAGUGAAAACUUCAACUGUGAGGAUGACCCGGCAGAUCAAGUUUUGAACCUACAGGUUUUAUUUGAUGAAAAAAAAAGUAAUGAAUCAAGGCCGGGUGAUUCUCCAAGUGAAAAAAAUAUUGAAGUGAUUGUGGAGCAGGCCCGACGAGAAAGAAUGAAUAUUCACUCGCGGGCCUACACUGCUGGAUGGGUAGUAAAAAAAAUUUUUAGUAAAUUGAAAAUUUGUUGUAACAAUUGUAAUAACUCAAUGACUUCUGAAAGAGGCGAUAUUCAUGACUGGAUAAGUCAUAGAGAGUACAAUAAAGCAAGAAAAGUAUUGAAAUACCCAUCCGAAGCAGCAGUAAGGUGUUUUGGUACAGUCGUAAGGGAAACAAAUGAAUACUUAGAAAUAAAUGCUCAUAACAAUCAAGUAGCUAAAAAAAUCAGCGACCAUAUAUUUGCUAAGUAUUCAUUUGAUUUCAUAGACUGUACCGAACACAAAUCAGUGCUCCUGACACACUUUAUUGUUUUGACUGUGAGGUUCAUAAUAAUGAAUUGGUGUAACAUAUUAAAUAAAAUUUUGAAGGGCACCGACGUUUCAAGACUGCAAGAAAAAGAUUUGCCUGCGAUGCAAAAGAAAGCAUACGAAAAAUACAAAAAGAAAUUAAAAAAUAAAUCAUUUAAUAAAUAACAUACUGUUUUAUUUAAUGAAUCCC
This is a messenger RNA of Helicoverpa zea (corn earworm), 2307 nucleotides long. RefSeq lists its product as uncharacterized. The transcript has 5 exons. The record is from RefSeq and is a predicted model, not a curated record. The coding region runs from base 207 to 2282 and encodes 691 amino acids. NCBI's taxonomy places the organism in Eukaryota, Metazoa, Arthropoda, Insecta, Lepidoptera, Noctuidae.